Funneliformis caledonium is the source of this 1575-nucleotide messenger RNA. Lineage: Eukaryota; Fungi; Glomeromycota; Glomeromycetes; Glomerales; Glomeraceae. The record is from the annotation of a GenBank genome assembly.
AUGACAACUUCCGAAAGAAUUCAACAAGAAUUACAAGAUUCAAAAGGAGAGUACAAAGAGGCGAAGGAGAACUUGAAGGGAGAACAACAGAGGUUAGACGAAGUAAAGAAUAAUUUGAGGAAGUUGAAGAGUCAGAUAAGAAGUGAAAAAGAUGAGGAGAAAAAGAAAAAAUUGGAAGGGGAUAUAGAAGAUAUGGAAGAGGUGAGAGACGAAUUGGAGAAAAAAAACGAAGAGUUGAGGAAAGACUUGAAUGACAUACGGGAGAAGGUCAUGAAAUUCCGGGAUGCAUUAUUAGUUGAUUUCGGUGAAGGAAAAGGUAAAAAAAGAAGUGCUAGUGAUGAGGACUUGACUGAAGAAAGAAGUCAUUUCUUUAAAAAAAUCCAACAUUUCUAUCCUCCUCCACCUGAGUUAGCUGAUACUAGAAGAUUUAAGGAUUACCAAGAUGAGAAGGAUCCCUUCAUCCUAAACUACCGUCCAUCUUAUGCAGCUGGUCUGCCUGUAACACUCUGCAGUGACAUCCUAGCAAAGUUUCAGGAUGAUGCCAAGGGAAACAUUGAGUUGAACAAAGAUGAUAUUAUAUUUGUUCGUGAUCUCUCAAAUAAGAUGUGUUCCUUUUUUUCAGAUGAGAAUACAAGAAGAAAUUGCUUUCUUGAACUAAUGGGUUCAUAUCUCAACAGAGUGUUUGACAUCUAUAAUUUUGGAAAUAAUCGAACAACAAAUGGUAGCAUUAUGUUUACCAAAGGAAACUUUCAAGUGCCUCUGUUGAGCUUAGAGGUGAAGCUAGAGAUUGGAAUGGGAAGUGGGUGUGCAUAUGUUCAGUCAACUGCUUACUAUGUAGAGUUCAUCAAAAAAUUCAGGAAUAGCCCCGCAAUUUCUCAAUCUCGAUUUCCAGUAUUUUUAGUAUACUUGGCAGGACCAUAUAUGGGUGUAGCUGGAGCUGUGUUUUUGGAAAAUCCUGUAUGUGAACCUCUCACACCUGUAAUGCCCCUCUUCUAUCUCCCUCACCAUGAAGACAUACUAUUAGGGACUGCUUAUGUGGUCAAGGCUUUGAAGAUAGCCCUUACCAAUUUGGAGAAAUUUUAUGACCAGUUGAGUCAACAUAGUCAAAUAAUUACAGAAGACAGAAAAUCGUUAUGUUUUCAAGCAAUAAUGGAAUACAAUGGUGGAUUAUCAUCUCAACAUGUAAUUAUCAAGUUUGCCAAGAGAUAUUCAGAAGCAUGUCAUAAAGAAUGUCAAACAUUAGGAAUUGCACCAAAAUUGUUUUUCUGUGAACAGAUUGCUGGUGGAUGGUAUGUUGUAAUUAUGGAACAACUAAUGGAACACGAUUAUUAUUUUAUUUUGAUCAGGACAAAAAUCGCUUUAUAUAUGAGGCUUUCAAACAUCUUGAUUAGUCCUGAUGAUUCAAUAAAGAUCAUAGAUUUUGAUUGGAGUGGCAAGGUAGGAGAAGUUGUUUAUCCACCCCUCUUGAAUCAAGAGAUUGAUGUAUGGUAUCCUGAUGUUAAGGCUGGAGAGAAAAUCCUACCAGAACAUGAUUUGUAUAUAUUAAAUACAGAAUUUAAAAAGUGUGAGUUGUAG